UUUUUUUUUAUUAUUAUUUUUAUUAUCCUAUUUUACGCUGUCCAACAUGAACAAGUAUGAUGAUCCAAUGUUCUUUAAUAAAUACAAGGAGAUGGCAAGAUCACAAGAAGGAUUAACAGCAGCAGGAGAAUGGUCGAAUCUGAAGACGAUGUUACCUGAUUUCCAAGGCAAACGCGUGUUAGAUAUUGGAUGUGGGUAUGGAUGGUUAUGCAUGUAUGCAAUUGAACAAGGAGCGAGUUCCGUGGUGGGGAUAGAUAGUUCACACAAGAUGCUCCAAGUGGCAGAAGAAAAAAAAAAGGCCAUGGUGGAUGGAGACAAGAUUGUGUAUAAGCACAUGACGAUAGAGGAUAUGGUAUUUGCAGAACAAUCCUUUGAUGUAGUGUUAAGUUCAUUGGCGCUCCAUUAUACAGCAUCAUUUGAAGAUGUGAUGGACAAGAUAGCUAGGUAUCUAUGCAAGGGAGGUGAUGUCGUGUUGUCUGUGGAACAUCCCAUUUUCACAGCUUAUGGCACAGGUGAUUGGAUCUAUAAUAAUGAUGGUCAACCAGACCAUUGGCCUGUCGAUCUUUAUUUUGAACAAGGUCCACGCCACACUCAGUUUUUGGGUUGUUCUGUUAUCAAGUAUCACAAAACCCUCACUACUUAUGUCAACGGUCUCAUUCGUGAUGGUCGAUUCCAGCUCACCAAACUCAUUGAACCUUUACCUGAACAAGAAAUGCUUGCUAGUAUGCCUGAUGAAGCUCGUCGACCCAUGAUGCUCUUAAUGGCUGCAAAAAGAAUCUAGUGAUUUGAAUGAUGAUCCAUGAUAUCGGGAUAAAUAAUAAAGAUUUUGUAAAAAAGAAAAAAAAA
This is a messenger RNA of Halteromyces radiatus, 846 nucleotides long. Its product is annotated as methylase. The transcript has a single exon. Lineage: Eukaryota; Fungi; Mucoromycota; Mucoromycetes; Mucorales; Cunninghamellaceae. Gene Ontology annotation, molecular function: S-adenosylmethionine-dependent methyltransferase activity. The coding region runs from base 47 to 781 and encodes 244 amino acids. The record is from RefSeq and is a predicted model, not a curated record.